UACUUUUAAUUGAUUUAUGUUGCGUCACGGUUCCUUUAAAGCAGACCGAAUCGAGCCCACCCAGGCCAUAAAUUCCGGACCAGAUGGACCGUGUCCGAGCCUGAACACUUGCACCUAAACCUGGAUUAAAAACCAGGACUCGACUGGGACAGACCCGCAACUGGAUUAUACCUCGAGUGUCGGAGCUUUUUCAACGGAGUGAAGGCGCUUUAGAGCCCCGCAGGCCUCCCCUUGUAAAAAUGGCCGACGCCGAGGUCUCCCUAUCCCCGGCUCUGCAGCCGCUCCACCUCAGCCCCUCUCACUCUUCCCAGCCUCUUCCACCAGCCUCCUCCUCAUCUCCCACCACAUUCUCCUGCCCCUCUUCCCCCUCCAGUGCCUCAUCGUCCUCUUCUUCUACCUUUUCCACAUGCUCUGAGAGCUCAUCUGAUUGCCCAAAUCACCACCCUCACCACCACCACAACCACCACCGUCAUCCUCGCCCUCAACUACAGCUUCCCCCACCUUCCAACAGCGAGCAGCCAUCCUCCCCCAGCGCCAGCCCUCGCAGCUCCAGCCCCAGUGGGAGCAUCGGCAGCACCGGCAGCCUCGGCAGCAGCAGCGCCAGCGAGGGCAUCGGCAGCAGCGGCAUGUCAAGCGGUGGCGACCCGCGAGGGCCGAGUCCCCUGCUGGAUGUCAUCUCAGAGGACGCCAUGGAAAUGGAUCUGGGGGCUGAUCAAGUGAUCGAUCCAGAGGUGGCACUCAAGGCAUGCCAGGAGGUUCUUCUCAAAGUCAAACUGCUUGACAGUAAACAGCAACAAGAUGAACCACAGCAACACCAACACAGCAAAGACGUCACAGAGAGCAACAGUCCACAGUGGCACAUCAGUCCAGACACCGGCUCCAUCAAAGAGGAAGACGAGAAUGAAGAUGAAGGAAAAAAAGACGCCCUUAGAUCCCAGCAAGACCCGCCUCCUUCAGCCCCGUCUGAGUCGUCCUCACCAUCAUCGUCAUCUUCUUCAUCCUCAUCUAAACAGUCAUGGCUGUUGCGCCUGUUUGAAUCCAAGCUGUUUGAUGUUUCCAUGGCGAUCUCUUACCUGUACAAGUCCAAGGAGCCGGGGGUGCAAGCAUACAUCGGGAACCGCCUCUUCAGCUUCCCUGACAGCGAGGUGGACUUCUACCUGCCGCAGCUUCUUAACAUGUAUGUGCACAUGGACACAGAGGUGGGAGAUGCCAUCACACCCUACCUGAUUCACCGCUGCAGAGGCAGUAUAACCUUCUCUCUGCUGUCGGCCUGGCUGUUGGGCGCCUACUCCUCCGACAUGCACAUCUCCACCCAGCGUCACUCCAGAGGCACCAGACUCAGAAAGCUCAUCCUGUCUGACGAACUUAAACCUCCUGGUCCUCCGUCUGACGCUCCUCGAUCCGCUUCAGCGUCUGUUUCCGACAGUCCGCUUUCCUCGCCACCCCACCGCCGCUGUCACCGCAGGCACAACAGCAGCAACACGGAGGCCUCCAUCUCCACUUCCUCCAUUCCUGGCCCUGCCUCGAACAGCCCCGAACAGGGGGAGGUGUUUGUUUCCCCUUCCAGGAGGACCCACCAAAGAUCCAAGUCCGAUGCUACCAUGGCGAGCAGCGGGCCCGGCGCCAGCCUCUGGCGGACUAGUAGUAAUCCAAAGGUGGAGGCGGUCCACGAAGAGCUGGAACGUCUUCGUCCUCAGAGGGAAUUUGUCAAGUCUCUGUUCUGCAUCGGGAAGCGUUUGGCCACGCUGCCCACCAAAGAGCAGAAGACCCAGCAACUGAUCUCAGAGCUGUCGAAGCUUAAUCACAAGCUGCCAGCACGGGUUUGGUUGCCCACAGCUGAGCACCAGCACCACGUCUGCAGGGUCCCCAACACCCAGGCUGUGGUCCUCAACUCCAAGGACAAGGCCCCCUACAUCAUCUAUGUUGAGGUCUUGGAGUGCAACAGCUUUGAGACAUCUCCUGUUCCUGUUAAAAUCCCGGAGACGAGGAUCCGCUCGGCCCGCUCUGCAGAGAAUUUGGACUGCAGCCCUGUGGCUAAUACUAAUGGUAAUAAUGGUAUUAUGACAUCAGAGCACAGAGCAGGAAGUUUCUCCACUGUCCCGAACUAUGACAACGAUGAUGAGGCGUGGGCCACUGAUGAUAUCGGACAGCUUCAGGUGGAGGCGGAGGCUCAGACCAGCAGCAGCGACAACAUCAGUCAGUUUUCAGUCGACAGCAUCACCAGUCUGGAGAGCAAAGAGCCGGUGUUCAUCGCUGCUGGUGAUAUCAGACGCCGUCUGUCGGAGAACCUCGCUCACCCUCCAACCUCAUUCAGGAGGGACCCUGAGGACCCGUCGGCCGUCGCCCUCAAAGAACCCUGGGAAGAGAAAGUCAGGCGGAUCAGAGAAGCCUCUCCAUACGGUCACCUCCCCAACUGGAGGCUGCUGUCGGUCAUUGUGAAAUGUGGAGACGACCUGAGGCAGGAGCUGCUGGCCUAUCAGGUCCUCAAACAGCUACAGUCCAUCUGGCAACAGGAGAGAGUUCCUCUGUGGAUCAAACCUUAUAAGAUCCUGGUGAUGUCCUCAGACAGCGGGAUGAUUGAGCCCGUCCUCAAUGCCGUCUCUCUGCACCAGGUGAGGAAACAGAGCCAGCUGUCGCUGCUGGAUUACUUCUUGCAGGAGCACGGCAGCUUCACCACCGAGGCCUUCCUCACCGCACAGAGGAAUUUUGUCCAGAGCUGCGCCGGGUACAGCCUCAUCUGUUACCUGCUGCAGGUCAAAGACAGACACAACGGGAACAUCCUGCUGGACUCCGAAGGCCACAUCAUCCACAUCGACUUUGGCUUCAUCCUCUCUAGUUCCCCUCGCAAUCUCGGCUUUGAGACAUCAGCCUUUAAACUCACCUCAGAGUUUGUCGACGUGAUGGGCGGCCUGGACGGAGACAUGUUUAUCUACUAUAAGAUGCUGAUGCUCCAGGGUCUGAUCGCAGCCAGAAAGCACAUGGAGAAGGUGUUGCAGAUUGUCGAGAUCAUGCAGCAAGGCUCUCACCUGCCCUGUUUCCAUGGCUCCAGCACCAUCCGCAGCCUGAAGGAGCGUUUCCACAUGUCUCUGACGGAGGAGCAGCUGCAGCUGCUGGUGGAGCAGCUGGUGGACGGAUCCAUGCGCUCCAUCACCACAAAGCUCUACGACUCCUUCCAGUACGUCACCAAUGGCAUCAUGUGACAAGAGACCGCAGGAAGAGAUGAACACACCUUCAGACUGUGACACAUAAACUCUGGCGGCUUUAUUUCCUGUUUUCCUCGUGAACGUUGCACCGGUGGGAUUAACUGGAUCUGAAGUUUGUGAUUCUUCUAGAAUCUGAUGGAUGAAUUAGGUCAGCUUUUUGAUCGGAUCUCAGAAAGUACAGAAUCUGGAACUUUUCUGAGUCAGAAAAACACAAAACGUCACAGACAUAAACUGUACCGUUGCCUGAGAUGAAUUUAAUCCAGACCUAACAACUUCUACUGGACUCAACUCUGAACCUGCACACGAGCUGCUGGUUUUAGGGAUUCUUCUGUGUUUGGAUGAAGAUUGUAAAGCUGCUUCUGAAAACGUUCAGUGGAGAGAAAUCAUUUCAGCAUUGAGGAACUAAUUUAGUCAUUUAUUGCGUUAAACUCUCAAUAUUUGCACAGUGCAGUUGAACAAAACUGAGCCGUCACCACUUUUGACUUUUUAACUCUCGAUUAAUCUCUUAACCACUAAUCUAACUUGCAGCAGAGCUCAUUUCUUCUGUUUGAUUGGUAGUUUCAUUAUUAGGUCAUUUGAAGCCUCUGAUCUGGUUUUACUGUAAGUAAGAAGAGAUUUAGAAAAAGCUUCAACUUAAAGCAUCCACCAGUACGGAUAUUGACUAAUUAAUUGUUGGAAAACGAAUUAUUUGUUUGAAGCUAACAUCUCAGUCUCAAAUGUUUAGAAAGUUUAGAGACGGAGAAAAAUGGCAAAUCCCUUAAAUGAUUCUAAAACAAUACUUGUAGUAAACCAUGCACUUUUUAUUGUCUCAUUAUACUGAGAUAUAAGAGUUAAAAUGAUGAAUUACAAGAUCAUAAAUACAUCUUCAAUAUUUAGUAUGAACUAAUUGACUUUUUCAUAAGGGGAUGGCUCUGACUGCAAAAAAAAAAUAAAAAAAAAAUGGUGAAACUGAUUAGUUGUAACCCCCAUCAUCUUCUAAUUAUUCUGAUUUAAAUCCUCAGAAGAUUGCGUGGACCGUCAUACUUCUUCAAACCAACAUGACAGCAGCCUGGUCCACCUGAUCCUCAUCUAAAAAAGUCCAGUCCGUCUGGGCAGCAAACACCAGCAGGACGUCUGCCUGCGGCGUCUUAUAUAAACCGAGGGAAUUCGUCGGUAUUUGUGGUUGUUCUUAAAGAACAGAAACACUAAAUGGUAAAAGCACAACCUAGACUUGAUGUUGUUUUUCUCCUUAUCUGUUCUCUGGAAAAGCAGAUUGUGGUUCAAAGAGAGAACGGAUUGAAUUGUCAUCUUUCUAUCGGUGUGAAAUGGAGUCUAAGAGGAGUUUUGUUUUUCAGCAGGAUUCCUCUACAUGUUAAAUUUCAGUUAUUUCACCAGACACUUACAGAAGCAAAAAUCUGAGCUCAUCAUUAAAAUGAAUCUUAUCUUUAUCAUGAAUGAAAAUAUGUUGGGGGAAAAAAUAGUUUGGCUAAGCAUUUUUUUGCAACAAGGUCAGAAUUAUUACAUUUUAAUGUUUUAAAAGAGAUCUUUACAAUCAGCGACAGAAUCCCCUCAGUCUAAGUUGUACUUGGUAUCCAAAUGUUGUAAUUUUAAAUGCUGGAAUGUGUCUCGCAUGUUUUUCUCAAGCGCGCUCAAACUAUCAGAAAAUAAAAAAUUAAGUUUGUUUCCAAUAGCCGCUUACAAAAGCAUGCUAAUUAAUUGACUAUGACCAUACACUGUGCAUGAAAGAUUGAUGUAGCCUCCCACUUAAAAAAAUUAAACCAAUAUUGAAGUGCCUUGAAGCUGCAUUCUGUCUAAUGACCCACAGGGGGCGACUCAUGGUUAUAUUUAAAAAAAAAAAAAAGUCCUGUUCUACAGAAAUAUUUAUAAUAAUGGCCCCAUAUUUCUCUUGAACUGUUAAAUAUUUUCUGGAGUUCAUGGUAAUAAUCACUAAUUUCAAGUCAUAGUUUGUAAUGUAUAAAAUUCAUUACGAAUAUAAUAUUCCAAAUUUGAGUAAAAUGGAUAAAAACAUAGCAUACUUUUGAGGUACCUUGCAAUUGAAAAGUCACUUUCCAAUGGGUCUGUGGUCUCCAUAGUUCUCUAUCAUAUCUUUCACCUGGUGGUAGUGUUAGGUUUCAGAAGAGCAGGAUGUCAGGGGCCAACAUGCCAAACUCAAGGUUUCAAAACCAGUUUAUGGGCUGCAAACUUUGCAAAUGUAAGAAAUGUCUGGUGGAAAAACUAAGAUUUAAUGUUUGUUACAUCAUGUUGGGUCCAAAUUGAAUUUCAUAAAACUUUAUGUAAUUAAAAUAUUUCAAAACAUUCAGUGCACAUGCUAAUGUUAACACAAGUCUACAGUGUUGACUUUAAAAAACAAACAAAAAAACA
Messenger RNA from Melanotaenia boesemani (Boeseman's rainbowfish), 5564 nucleotides. Its product is annotated as phosphatidylinositol 4-kinase beta-like. NCBI's taxonomy places the organism in Eukaryota, Metazoa, Chordata, Actinopteri, Atheriniformes, Melanotaeniidae. The coding region runs from base 240 to 3200 and encodes 986 amino acids. The transcript is spliced from 14 exons. Gene Ontology annotation, biological process: phosphatidylinositol-mediated signaling; phosphatidylinositol phosphate biosynthetic process. The record is from RefSeq and is a predicted model, not a curated record. Gene Ontology annotation, cellular component: membrane; cytoplasm. Gene Ontology annotation, molecular function: 1-phosphatidylinositol 4-kinase activity.